Molecule: messenger RNA, 1611 nt
Organism: Melanotaenia boesemani (Boeseman's rainbowfish)
Lineage: Eukaryota; Metazoa; Chordata; Actinopteri; Atheriniformes; Melanotaeniidae
Gene: dusp5
Product: dual specificity phosphatase 5
Exons: 4
Coding region: 92-1222 (376 amino acids)
Biological process (GO): protein dephosphorylation; endoderm formation; negative regulation of MAPK cascade
Cellular component (GO): nucleus; cytoplasm
Molecular function (GO): protein tyrosine/threonine phosphatase activity; MAP kinase tyrosine/serine/threonine phosphatase activity
Source: RefSeq, a predicted model, not a curated record
CAGACGCGCACGGGGCUCUUCGCUCGCCCGUAUCCAGGAACAAUCCACUUUUCAUUCUUUAGGCAAUAAUAAUCACUUUUAAACGUCCACCAUGAAAGUCUCCAACAUAGACUGCCGGCGUCUGAAGAAAUUCAUCAGGAAAGAGUGCGGGAGCUGCCUUAUUGUGGAUUGCCGACCUUAUUUCUCCUUCACGAACUCUAAUAUCAAAGGCUCUGUCAAUGUUAAUCUCAACUCUGUGGUGGUCCGGAGAUCUCGAGGAGGGCCGGUGCCUCUGCAGUUUGUCAUCCCGGAUGAGAGAGCCCUGUUUCGCCUUCGGGAGGGAAGCAUAUCGGCCAUCGUAGCUCUCGAUGACCGGACGUCCCACUGGCAAAAAUUGAAAAAGGACAGUGUAGCACAAAUAGUAAUAAACACCCUCGCGCAUCUAGCGAGCGGGGCAAGCAUCUGUUUCCUGAAAGGAGGAUACGAGAACUUCCACUCUCAAUACCCUGAACUUUGCACUGAGGUGAAAACCAUUGACCAGAGCGGAACUGAAACCGAGAAAAGAGUCAACAGUCACAGCGAGAAGCUCUCUCACCACAAACCAGAUUACGAUCAGGGUAAACCUGUAGAGAUCCUGCCUUUCCUCUACCUCGGUAGUGCCUACCAUGCCUCCAGACAAGACUAUCUCAGCGACCUUCACAUUACAGCCUUGCUCAAUGUGUCACGCCGGGACCAGCAGCCCACCAAGGGCCACUAUGACUACAAGUGGAUCCCAGUAGAGGACAGCCACAUGGCUGACAUCAGUUCUCACUUCCAGGAGGCCAUAGAGUUUAUAGAUCAUGUAAAGCAAUCCGGAGGGAAGGUCCUGGUACACUGCGAAGCAGGCAUCUCACGUUCUCCUACCAUCUGCAUGGCUUACAUCAUGAGGACCCAGCAGCUGCGGCUGGAUGAAGCCUUCGACAUCAUUAAGCAGCGGCGGGCAGUCAUCUCACCAAACUUCAGUUUUAUGGGCCAGCUGCUGCAGUUUGAGUCAGAAGUCUUGUCAAACGCUCCGACUCUCAAUGCCACACCUGAACCAGCCACUCCCUGUGUCCCAGAGUCAGCCUCCUUUUUUGCCAAUGACUUCACCACCACCUUUAACACCAAAAACUUUGAGCCAUCCGUGUUCACCCUCCCUACCUCUUGCCUGCAGUCCCCAGUCCACCACCAGUUCAACCUGAGCCCAAUAACUGCACUGCCUUAAAAUGAACUGUGACUGCUUGUAGUCUUACUUGAAGAUAUAAAAAUCAAUGCUCUCUGUGUGCCUGGUGUUGAAACCAGCAGAGCAGACAGACUGGAGAUCAGCAACAGAAGAAUUCAAGAAUCAUAAUAACAGUUUUCACUUUACAGGACUUGAGGUCUAUUAAAUCCAUGGACCGCAGAACUGAUGCUGUUUUCCCGUCUUCUGUACUGCAGCGAUGAAACAACACAGCACAGUGAUAAACUGCAAUAUACAUGCCUUAGGUUGAUAUUGUGAUUUAUUUGCCUAUUCACAAAUACGGUCAGGCAUUUCAGACUAAUUUAUUUGAAAAUGAUGGUGUUUUUUUCAAAAAUGUGUAUAUAAAUAUGUGUUUAAUAAAUGUUUUCACUGCA